Messenger RNA from Mus musculus (house mouse), 9751 nucleotides. It is a transcript of the gene Pld5, whose product is annotated as phospholipase D family member 5. The coding region runs from base 7238 to 8224 and encodes 328 amino acids. Gene Ontology annotation, cellular component: mitochondrion; membrane. Gene Ontology annotation, molecular function: catalytic activity. The record is from RefSeq and is a predicted model, not a curated record. The transcript has 10 exons. Lineage: Eukaryota; Metazoa; Chordata; Mammalia; Rodentia; Muridae.
UCGUCCCAUUGGUCCGAAGCAAGCCUGUCCUCCAAGUGGCAGUUCUUGAUAGGCUGACAUUGUCUGCAUCACUAAUCUCUAGGCUCUCAGGCAGGCUUCAGUUUGGCCCUCAUGUGGAAGUUGCCUCCUAGGCUGUGUAGGCCCCACUCACUGCUAAGCCGAAGUUUAUACGGAAGUGGCCACCACCUUGUCAGUGAGGCCUGCCUUUCCUCUUACACUGGCUGUGUGUAAAGGCACUUGGAAUGGAGCCCCUAGAGCAUCAUGAUGCUUUUACAUCCCUUGUGACUUUUGAGUCUUUGUUUCCUCAUUUUCAACAUGGUACUAUGGUUUGAAAUGUGCCACCCCAAUUCAUUAUUGGAAGCAUGACCCCAGUGCAGUGAUAGCAGGAGGCGGCCUAAUGAGAUGUGGUAAGUUUGCUUGUACAUAGAGUAGAGCAGUCACAGACUGAGUAGGCUUGUUGUUAUGGAAAAGGGUUGCAACAGUAUCUCUGGCCUGUGGGUUUUAUCUGUUGUGCACAAUUUCACCGUCUGUUCCAAUGCAACAUGAAAUCCCUCUCUAUACAUGACCUGUACAUCCCUUCCAUACAUGACCUGUAUGUCCACGAAAGCCCUUUCCAGACAUGACCUGUACAUAUAUGAAAGCCCUCUCCACACAUGACCUGUAUGCCCAUGAAAUCCCUGUUCAUACAUGACCAUAGGUCCUCCCUAACUAACAGCUAAAUAAACUUCUAUUCAUAAAUGACAUAGUCUGCUCUGAUCUAACAUUAGAAAGUAGAUUCUUACACACGGGGAUGCUCUGUUUAUCUUAUAGGAUCUUUGUGAGAAUUAAAUAAGAAGAUGCCAUCAAAGACCAGGCAACACAAUGCUUAGCACAGACUGCCAAGUGGGAACUGCUAGUCUGAAAUAUAUGUCUGGGUAGAUAGACCUAUUUUGUUAAUAAUUUAACCUCUUUUAAAAAUUCAUUUUCUACCUAACUAAUAACUUUUAAAAUAAAAAUAAUAAUGCAAAAUAAAGCAUACUUCUUAGUGAGUAUGAAUCUUUGCAUAGCUAUUUAGAAAACAUUUUAAAUCUGAGAAUCCUCUAAUUUUUUUUCAAAUAGUCUUACGCGCGCUCGACUGGCCAGGAAGAACGACGCUGCAACAGGAUCCUUCUGCACACGUUUAUUGGGAGAGCUUGAUUGUAGAGGCGAAAAGACCUCGAGCCCAGAACUGGUGCUCCUUUUAUAGGCCUAGGAGGGGCGUGUCUCACACCCGGAUUGGUUAUGCACUAAGCCUCAUUUGCAUGUUCCUCAUCUGAUUGGCUACUCUCUCUCAGUACCUUACAGAACCUCAUUAUCAUACCUCAUUUGCAUGUCUCACAUCUGAUUGGUUAUACUCUCAGUACCUUACAGAACCUCAUUAUCAUGCCUGGGCCAGGCAGUGUCUUUGCAAAAAACUUUACUGCAUAUGUACACAUUGGUUGUUUGUCCAAUCUUAUGCGUGGUGGCCAGCAGUAGUCAGUGCCACUCUGCAACGGCACAUGUGGCUUCCCACAAAAUAGGAGUGCUUUCAUUUAAAUUUUCUACAGAAAUAAGCUUAUAAUUAACAUCUAUUUUGAAAAGCAAUGUCAUCUUAGCUGUUACACAUGCUUUUUGAUAACAGAGAACAGAAACAUUCUUGGGCCCAUGUCUCAGCACAGACUUGCAUAAUGUAAAAGUCAUUAAGAUUUAUCAGGGAAGUCCUAAUUGUUGAUUUUUUUUUUUUUUGGCUCAUUAGUGGUAAGCCUCUAACAAAACGCAGUAAUGCUUAAUUAAAAUACACAUGUGGAAAAAAAAAAACAAAACAUGUCAUUGGCCGGACACAACAGAAAAGUGGCUGAGAUGGCUUGGUGGUAAGGCACUUGCCGCACAACCAGGAGAACAAACCAUAAGUUUGGAUGCUCAGCUCCUACAUCAAAAACUGGGUGUGGGAGGUUUGCAUUGGUAACCCCAGUUCUAGGAGAGCAGCAGAGACAGGUGAAUCCCAUGGGCUCACCAGCCAAGGAAUCUAACGGAUAUGGUGAGCUCCAAGCUUAGUAAAGAGACCCUGGUGGAGAGCAAUUGAGAAAGCCACUCAGUGUCGACUUUGGGGCUCACAUGUACCCACACACACACAUGUACAUACACACUAAGAAGUAAUCACUUGAGGUUUUUAAACUCGGAAAUGAUGGAGACCAUCGUUAGAGCUAGAGUUAGGCAACUUGCCAUUUGUCUCACACUCUGACUUACUAGAAAGUGGAUUUGAGUGGGUAUUUAAUGCCUCUGAACUUUAAAUUUCUUCAACAAAAACAAAACAAAACAAACAACAAACAAAAACUGGAGCUGGAAACAAAUUGCAAAAGUGCUUUCAGGUCACUUUCCCCCUGAAAGAAACAUGACAAAGGGAAUAGGGAUGUGCCACCGAUGAUACAUGAUACACGAUGAUAUUAUGGAAAUAUCAGGUACCACCAUAGGUGUAGGGGUUUUAACAAGAUAUUCCGUUACUUCUCAGUAUGUUAGGUCUUAGGUUUCAUGCCCACGCUGAACGGUUAGAUCCACACAAUAUUAACAGGUCACAGUCAAGGACAUCUUUUAAGUUUGGGUUUGAAAUUAGUAGAUAUGUGUUUUCCUUGCUAUUUCACAUGGCUUUAAAGCAUAAAAGCCCAGAUAGCCAUUGCACAAUAAAGCGCUCCUAGAAUAAAUACAAAUAUCAACUAAACGUGAGUUUGUGGCUGAAUGCAGUUUCUGCACUAAACACUUUUGAUUACUCAAGUGAUAGAAGCAUUGAAGGGAAAGGUAACAAUUGUUAUGGUAAUGCAGAGAACAUUCUGGUGCCCGGCAAUUCCUCCAACUAUAAGAUCUCCCGUAGAUCAGGCAGUAUUUUCUCAGUCCAUUCCUGUCGCAAUCAAAACUUGAUUUGCAAAUCAAGUUUUUUGGAGCAAGCAAAAGUUAUUCCUCUGGUGGUUUUAAAUAAGAGUUCCUCAAAGGCCCAUGUUGCGUAAAAGCUUGGUUCCCAGCCCGUGACAACAUUAUAAGGUGGUAGAACUUUUAAGACAUGGAAGCCUAUGGGAAGUAUGCCUGUCAUUAGAGGGAUGCCAUUAAAGGGAUAUGGGGACCUUAGCUACUGCCUCUCCCUUGCUUGGCUUCCCCACUGGGAGGAGAACAGCUUGCCAUCUGCUGUGACAUACUGCUUUACUGAUGUGCCCAAACAGUAGGCAAUCAGUCAUGGACGGAGCCCUCCUACAUCGAACCCCCCCUCCCAAAAAAAAAAAGCCUUUCCUCUUUCUAAAUGUUGACGUCUCGGGGAUUUCUUACAGUAACAGAAAGCUGACUGACACAUCCUCAUUUAUUUUACGACCUUGAAGCUAGUAGAAACCAAAUAUAAAAUCUGAAGAAGUCAUUCCUAAGCAAUUAAAGGAGGUGGGUCUAAAAUCUGAGUAUUUUAUUUAUUCCUUUUGCUUUUGUGGUGGGGGCGGGGGCAAUGAGAGGGUCCCAUGGUGGGCCCGUAAAGGCAGAAGACACCUUGCAGGAGUUAAUUGUCUCCUACCAUGUUCAGGAAUCAAACACAAGUUAUUAAGCUUGGUGGCAAGUGCACUUAAUAUAUUGAGCCAUCUAGCCGGCCCUGAGCUCUGAGUAUUGUAAUUUUCAAUUCUCUCAAAGAAAAAGAAACAAAACAGGAUUAUGGGGGUGUUAGCAUUCAUUUGUCUAUUCUGCAUGGUUUAUUGUGUGAUCAUCAUUGAGGCUCUAUCGGCACAGUAAAGGAUCAUGCAUGGCUUCCGUUUACAAGAAGCCAAUGGGCUGGUAAGGUAAAUUAUGUAUAAUACUCACACUGCAUUCGGCAGACCAAAGGGUUGUGAAAAUGCUCAGGAAUACAUGUUGUGGGAAUCAUUUGUGAGUUGCAUAAGGUUAAUCUUCUCUUAAUAUUUCUUCCAGUGCAGCAAUCCUAGAUAACUGGUCAUCUUCAGACAUCUUUUUCUUCCUUCCAGUAGUUGGAAUCAAAUUGAAUUUGAUAUAAAAUGUUCUUUUGAACAUCAACUGGAAAGUUCCAUAUUAGUGUCACAAACAAUAAACUUGAACAAGAGUCAAAGCUAGAAAGAAAGGCUGUGAGUAGAAAUGCACACACUUACUAGACUCACUGAGUCCACUUUGUGCCUGGUGUGCUACACUAAUGAGGGUCAGCCUGAUGCUGUAGAGAUUCAUGCUCGGCCUGAUGGCUUUUGAGCACAGCAGACAUUACCUGUGCAUCAAUGAUAAUGCUCAGGUCAGUAGUUUACUGUCACAUAUACGUAGCAAUAGAUACACACUCCUUUUGCAGUCCUGAAAAACUGGAGAUGAAAGAAACUUCCAGAGUAUUUUCCCUUUAAAAACACAAAAAUCAACUCAGCUUAAAAACGGCCUGAUGUGGAAACCAUUAGUUUAAAUUCUUCUGUGUUAAGUCAUCACUUCGUUAUUGCUCUGAGUUGACCAUCACAAGCCAAGGUGUGGAAGUUACAUACUCUUUUCAGCAUCAUCCCUGUGAGGAAAAGACAAAAGCCUUCUUCCCAAAAAGGCAAUUGGCUUAUCCAUUGUAUCUAAUUGUAUCCCUUUACAAUUUUUGUUCAUACUUAAACAUUGUAAUAGUAAAAACAGAGACGGUGAAUAAUAUGAUAGAUUAUUAUAGUUUAGAAUGGAAGAUAUUAUACAAUGGAAUAUAUUACACAAUGGAAUUCUUAAUCUAUUGUUGAAGGGAUUGGAGACAAGACCUUGCCCUUCCUAGGUAAGCAGAUGACCAAAGAGUUACAAACCUAGGCUCCACAGUUUUAAAAGCCUGGCUUAGGUACAUGUGUUUGCAAGUGUGGUUUCUCCUUCAGCCACAGAUCCCUCACAGGAAAAUGGGCUUCAUAACAUUUAUCUUGCAGAAUUAGCUGUGAGGUUUAACUACAACCCAUAGGUCACUCUGCCCCGUAGCUUAGACUUUAAGACUGAAAAUUGUCUAUUUGCAUUCAGUUGCUUCUUCCUCACAUGGUCUGCCCACGGGAUUCUAUUUCAGCCAUUAUUUUUUUUUGCAUAACAUUUGGAGAGACUGUGUGAGCCAGGACUUGGUCAUACAAAGUCUGGACUCUACCUCCUGGUAUAGCCCUCUCCGGCCAUUCUGAAUAGACAUUUAUCUUCACGAGUUUGACAGAUUCCAAUUUGGAAUGUCUUUCUUUGAAACCAAUAUCUGAGUAAGAAUGUUAGGAGUUGGCUGGGAUGUGUGGAGGCAUUGACAAGGGCUACAUAAUUUUAACCCCUGCAGAUUUUUCCAACCCUCGGGGUGGUUCUCAAAUUUACAUGGACUUUCCAGGCUUUUAAACUCGGACCUUGCAGUUGUUAGUAAUAGUUAAGUUUCAUUUUUCUGAUUAAAACAACAAACCAAAAAGAUAUUUUCAGCCAUCGACUAAAAGGGAGAAUGAACAAUAAGGAAUUUAAGAUUCAGUUAUUAACUGCCACUCUAAUCCUCAGGCUUGGUUGUCUUAGAAUAGGCUUGGUGUCAAAGCCCUUGUGAGCCUGGAAGCUGCAGAAAGAACCGUACAGGAGUCAGCCACACACAAAUAAGGAACAAAAUCCAAAUAUUAGAUGUAGGCUGUCGCUGGAUGGCCUCUACUGAAGUAUCAAGUCCAGACAGCUUCGGGACCCUGAGAGCCAAAAAGUGACAGAUCCUACAAGGUGGACAGGAGAGGGCUACCCUGGUUAGUGGAGAGGCAUGCAUUGCAUCGCGGCAUCCUCCGAUGAAGUACUUCACAAAAAUAUAUGUCUGUCCUCUAAGCCAUUUUCUAGGGACACCCUUGUUCACGUCCCGAGGGAUGAGAUGCCUGGGCGCCCGAGAUGGGAAGUUAGUGAACUUUCAGAACAAGGAUAGAUAGCGGAGUCAGAAGGAACUGGAGCUGUGCGGAGCGGAGGUGGAGGCUUCCUGGAGCAUCUUCCUCCCGAGUCUUGCCCGCAAUCGCGCGCGGACCGCGCUCACUUCACCAGCCGCUCGGUGGUUUGCCGGCGAGAACCCGCGCAGGCGAGGGCUAGGGCUAGGGCAGGGCGAGGCAGGCAGGCUGGCUGGAGAGAGGCGCGCGCAGAGGGCGGCGGCCGGACUAUGAGCUCGCCUCCGGGCGGCUGCUCACUGCAUCAACCUGCGGGCUCCCGCUCGGCCGCUGGGCCCCUCCCACCGCACCCCACCCCCGCUGCCCGCCCGCCUCGGGGCCCGGGUUCCAGUUGGUGCGGAGCAGCCUCGAGCGGAGCUCCCGCUCGGGACCGCAGCGGCAGGCGACGUCGCGGCCACCUCCGCUGCACCCUGACUUCUGCCACUCGGGAGCAGGCAUCCACUCCUUCCCGGUCUCCCUUUGUCCAGUCCCCCCAUCCGCUCCCUCCCCCACCCCUUCUCCCAUCCUCUACCCUGCGACACCCUCCCGCCUCUGUCCCUCUUCCCGUGUCCCCGCUCCAGUGCCUCUAGCCAGCGCGCUGCACACCCCUUGGAAGAUCAGCACCCCGUGUUCUCCGAGGGCGAUCGGCACCCUGUGCACCCCUCUCUCUCCUUCAGCUCCAUCUCACCGCCCGCCUGGCCUCUCGCUCUCUGGCGGCUCCUUGCUCCUAUCCCGAGUGGGUUGCGCGUCGGGCAGCCGCCUGGUCAUGUCAGGAUGGAGAUCCGGCAGCACGAGUGGCUCUCGGCCUCCCCCCACGAGGGCUUCGAGCAGAUGAGGUUGAAAAGCCGCCCCAAGGAACCCUCGCCCAGCCUGACCCGAGUGGGCGCGAACUUCUACAGCAGUGUCAAGCAGCAGGACUACAGCGCCAGCGUCUGGCUCCGAAGGAAAGAUAAACUGGAACACUCUCAGCAGAAGUGCAUCGUGAUCUUCGCUCUGGUCUGCUGCUUCGCCGUUCUGGUCGCUCUCAUCUUUUCAGCGGUGGACAUCAUGGGAGAGGAUGAGGAUGGACUCUCAGAGAAGAAUUGCCAAAAUAAAUGUCGAAUUGCUCUUGUGGAAAACAUUCCUGAAGGCCUUAACUACUCUGAAGAUGCCCCGUUUCACUUACCGCUCUUCCAAGGCUGGAUGAACUUGCUCAACAUGGCCAAAAAGUCUGUGGACAUAGUGUCUUCCCAUUGGGACCUCAACCACACACACCCAGCUGCAUGUCAGGGUCAACGUCUCUUUGAGAAGUUGCUCCAGCUGACGUCGCAAAACAUCGAAGUCAAGCUGGUGAGCGACGUGACCGCAGAUUCAAAGGUGCUGAGGUGACAUACAUGAACAUGACCGCCUACAACAAGGGCCGGCUGCAGUCGUCCUUCUGGAUUGUGGACAAACAGCAUGUGUACAUUGGCAGUGCAGGCUUAGACUGGCGAUCGCUUGGACAGAUGAAAGAACUCGGUGUCAUCUUCUACAACUGCAGCUGCCUGGUCCUAGAUUUACAAAGGAUAUUCGCUUUAUAUAGCUCAUUAAAAUUCAAGAGCAGAGUACCUCAGACCUGGUCCAAGAGACUCUAUGGAGUCUAUGACAAUGAGAAGAAGCUUCAGCUCCAAUUGAACGAAACCAAGUCACAGGCCUUUGUGUCGAACUCUCCUAAACUCUUUUGCCCUAAAAACAGAAGCUUUGACAUCGAUGCCAUCUACAGUGUGAUUGACGAUGCCAAACAGUACGUGUACAUUGCGGUCACCGACUACCUGCCUAUCUCCAGCACGAGCAGCAAAAGGACUUACUGGCCAGAUUUAGAUGGGAAGAUAAGAGAAGCAUUAGUUUUACGAAGCGUUAAAGUCCGGCUGCUCAUAAGCUUCUGGAAGGAGACUGAUCCCCUCACGUUCAACUUCAUCUCGUCUCUUAAAGCUAUUUGCACUGAAAUAGCCAACUGCAGUUUGAAAGUUAAAUUUUUUGAUCUGGAAAGAGAGAAUGCUUGUGCAACGAAAGAACAAAAGAAUCAGACCUUUCCCAAAUUAAACCGCAACAAGUACAUGGUGACAGACGGGGCAGCUUACAUCGGAAAUUUUGACUGGGUAGGGAAUGACUUUACCCAGAACGCUGGCACGGGCCUUGUCAUCAACCAGGCAGAUGUGAGAGACAACAGGAGCAUCAUUAAGCAACUGAAGGACGUGUUUGAGAGGGACUGGUAUUCGCCUUAUGCCAAAUCCAUACAGCCCACCAAACAACCGAACUGUUCAAGCCUGUCCAAACUCAAGUCUCCCUCCAAGCAACCUGCCAUGGCCAAUGCCACCGGGAGGGAGCCGCUGAGCGUAUAGCUCACUAACAGACACACAAGGCUUCAGACCAAAUGCAGGAAGGACUAGAGGAAAGACAACAAUUUACUACAUCUUUUCUUUUAUUAAGGAGAAAUAAAAAGCACACUUAUUUAAAAUGUUCUCUGAAUGACAUGUAAUAUCUAGCUAACAACAUCUUAGCACUGUAUAUUAAAUUUAAGACUUUUGUAUCUAUGAGCUCUGACAGAGAAUGUUGUUCUGGCCUAGGAGUUAGUUUUUAAUGACUGCAAACACAUUUUACGACUUGGUUCUUGUCUCCUGAUUCUUACUGGUUUUAGAAUCUUUUCUGCUGACCCAUCAGCACUGGUUUUAAGAAGAAUAACAUGAGGUGAGCCCUUUCCUUUAAUAUUGCUGAAUUCUGGAAUUAGAGGAAGGGGGGAGAAGAUGCAGACAGAACCAAGCAUCUGCCCUGACAUAUCCUCUCUAAGACCUAUCCAGGCAGCUGAGCACAGGCACCUCCAUUUCAUGCCAGCCUUCAAGACUUCUGAAAAACACUCAUUUCUGUCCCCUUGUUCCUUGUCUUCUGAUACCAGGGUUUUGAGGGUAUCAGUCUGUCUUCUGACAAACAUGUUCUUGUUUUACAUCAUCCUUGGAUUCAUCUCAGCAUUAGUUCAAAAAGUGAGAAUGUCUUGGGGAAAUGAUAUGAAUUCCCCAGAAUGUAUACAGAAUGGAAAUCAGUCUUUCACUUUCUCCUUUCAAUUACAUUUUUUAAACACACACACACACACACACACACACACACACACACACACACACAUAUCCUUUCCUCAAGCUCCAAAAAAAAAAAAAAGAAAGAAAAAAAAAAGAAAUGAAGUGCCCCUGCUAAUACCCAGCAAGCCAUUAAGUCUGCAUUUGAAGAAUAAAGCAGUUUCACAUUUCUGUUUGGUUAACAGUAUUAUAAAGGAAAGGUCUAUGCGUCGGUGGAUUUUAAUUUAUUUAGAAUUAUUAUGCUGUUAAGAGUAUGCCAGCAAAUGUUUAUAAUAGAGCUAUUUAAUAUACCUUCUGCUAUUUAAUAUACCAAAUGCUUUUCAGACAAAUGCAAUUUAAAUACUGUGCUUAACAUAUUUUACUAAGAAACAGAAAUAUUGGAUUACUGUUCUAUAAUGUCAUUGUGUGUUGUUUUAUAUCUAUAUAAUAUAUAAUCCUGUAUUAAAAAAGACUGUUGGUACAUGAGAGGGGUGUGACCUCUUCAGGGCCAGAGGAAGUGGUCAAGAUGCCUAUGCCCAGUGUGGCUCCUGACUCUGUGCUCAGAACAGAGCCCUUCCCUCUUUGGCCCCGGUUUUCUAUUGUUAAUGUAGACAAUAAUCCUCACCUACCUCGCAAGGAUGCUGUCAUGGUAGGCGAUAUUUAUAAGUUGUUUUUGAAAUCAAAAGAACCUAUAUAAAUGCUAAGCAUUAACAUUGCAUAAUCUUUUUCUUGAAAUAAUCUCUGUGGUAUCCUGGUAGCACCAAUACCAGGCACUCUCCCGAAGAAUCCAGAGGGCAAAAUAAAGCACUUUCUGUUUGCAAA